Molecule: messenger RNA, 555 nt
Organism: Helobdella robusta
Lineage: Eukaryota; Metazoa; Annelida; Clitellata; Rhynchobdellida; Glossiphoniidae
Exons: 6
Coding region: 1-555 (184 amino acids)
Source: RefSeq, a predicted model, not a curated record
AUGUCGUCUGCCUCUUCCUCAUCAUCGUCGGCCAGCCACAAGGGCAAGGAUGGUUUAGAUUCACUGUCCAAAGAUAGUCAUUCAGUUACUAAAAGGCUGCAGAAAGAGUUAAUGUCACUGAUGAUGAUGUCAGAGCACGGAGUAUCAGCUUUUCCAGAAGGCGACAACCUAUUCAAAUGGAUUGGGACUAUUAAGGGUCCAACUGGGACUGUCUAUGAGAGCCUAACCUACAAAUUAUCACUCGAGUUUCCUUCUGGCUAUCCCUACAAUGCCCCCACCGUGAAAUUCCUAACUCCCUGCUUUCAUCCAAAUGUUGACCUAUCUGGAAACAUAUGCUUGGACAUUUUGAAAGAAAAAUGGUCGGCCCUCUAUGAUGUCAGGACAAUAUUACUGUCUAUUCAGAGUCUUCUUGGAGAGCCAAACACAUUGAGUCCAUUGAACGUGACAGCUUCCGACCUAUGGCCCAACCAGGAGCAAUAUAAAAAGAUCUUACAUGAAAAGUAUGACGCCGCUGCUAAAUCCAACACGACCAACUCCGAUAAGAAUAUGCUCUGA